CAGGAGCUCGUGGGGCUGUCGAGGCCCCGGGUGUGGCGGAACCUCCUGCUGGGGACCGUGGGCGUGAUGCUCAUCGUCGCCGCCGCCAUCGGCAUCGUCAUCGCCACUCGCCGAAGCGGCAGCCCCGCCCCCCUCACCUCGGCGCUCACGGCCUCUCCCGGAGGCAUAGACCUGAUCGAGGUGCUCAAUGGGACUUUCUCCGCCAACUCCUUCAACGGAACCUGGAUUUCCGACAACGAAUUCUUGUUCCGGAGCGAGAACGGCGCCCUCAACAUGUUCACCGUCGACACGCAGUCCACGGAGGAGUUGGUCAACAAGGAUAUCAUGGCGGAGUGGCGUCCCUUCAAGUACAGUCUGUCCCCAAGCAGGAAAUAUCUUCUGGUUGUUCAUGAUAUACAGAAGCUGUUCCGUUACUCCUACCUCGCUCGCCACACCAUUCUUAACCUUGAGACCGGGGAGGCCAUCCCUCUGGCGCCUCAGCGGGUCAGGUCCAGGAAUGACCAGCCGCCGCUUCUGUAUGCCACCUGGGCGCCCACUGACGACGCCCUCGCCUUCGUGUCCCACAAUGACCUUUACUACACCACCGGCCCCGACUUGGCCACCAUGUACAGGCUGACUGACACUGGCCAGAUCGGUAGCAUCUUUAACGGCAUCCCCGACUGGGUGUAUGAAGAGGAAAUCCUGAGCUCCAACUCCGCCCUGUGGUUCGGCCCCAACGGCCAGCGCCUCGCCUUCGCCACCUUCAACGACUCCCGCGUCGACACCAUGAACUUCCCUCUCUACGGCCGCCCUGGGGACCUCUCGUUCCAGUAUCCCAUCCAGCAGUCCAUUAAGUACCCGAAGCCUGGCCGAUUCAACCCCGUGGUCGACCUGUGGGUGGUGGACCUGGCCAAGCUGAUCAGCGGGAGCAGCGACACCGUGACGCGCCUGCCUCCGCCUGCCACCCUGGCGAACGUGGACCACUACUUCACCACGGUGGGCUGGGCCUCGCCGGACUACGUGUCCGUCAACUGGAUGAACAGACAUCAGAAUGUGAACAUCCUGAGCAUCUGCCAGGCUGAGACGGGCGUGUGUUCCGACGACCUCGUCCACGAGUCUCCGGACAAGGCCUGGAACGACCUCUAUACUCCCCCCAUGUUCGACGAGGCCAGCGGCGACACUUACCUGAUUGUCCUGCCCACGUUCCAGGGCGACAAGGGGCACUUCAAGCACAUUAACUUCCGACGAUCAUCGGACAAGACCCUAACCCCGCUUACCACUGGCACCUACGAGGUUGUAGAUAUUCUGUCGUGGGACCGCAAGAACCACAUUGUGUACUUCACAGCCGCCCCAUCUGGAAGACCAGGACAGCGUCACAUUUAUUACGUUGGCGACCUGUCAUCACCUCAGCCAAAACAAGCUUACUGCAUCACCUGUGGUUUCAAGAAUGACUUUAAUGAGGACUGCAAUUACAACAGCGCGGAGAUGAGCAAAGACAGUACUUAUUAUGUGUUGACAUGUGGAGGACCAGGCAUUCCCCAGGUCACCCUGCAUCGCGCAUCCGACCACUCAAGGCUCAUGCUUAUCGAGGAUAACCAAGAGGUUCGUGAGCGACUCCUUGAUCGUUCCUUGCCCCUGGAGAAGCGCCUGGAAAUUGACGUUGCUGGAGGAUUCAAGGCUCAGGUCUCCAUGAAACUUCCUCCUGAUUACAACCCAACCCGGUUCCAGAGCUACCCUAUGCUGGUUUAUGUAUAUGGAGGUCCAGGAUCCCAGCUUGUGAGCGAUCGAUUCCGAAUUGACUGGGGCGACUACUUGGCCUCUGAGCGGGGAAUCAUCUACGCUUCCAUUGAUGGUCGCGGCUCAGGCUAUUCUGGCGACAAGCUUCUCCAUUCCCUGUACUAUGGCCUUGGAACAGCUGAGGUUGAGGACCAGAUUGCAGUGACAUCAGCUCUGCAGAAAUCCUUCCCAUUCAUCGAUUCUUCCCGAACGGCCAUUUGGGGAUGGUCCUAUGGCGGUUACGUGACUGCUGCUGCCUUAUCAAAGGAUGUAAACAAUGUCUUCAAGUGUGGCAUCUCAGUUGCACCUGUGACUUCCUGGAUCUAUUAUGAUACUGUAUACACUGAAAGGUACAUGGGUCUUCCUACACCUGAUGAUAACCUGCGUGCUUAUGAUGCCUCAGACAUUACUAGGAAUGUGACAAACUUCAGAAAUAAAGAAUUCUUCCUCAUACACGGGACUGCUGAUGACAAUGUGCAUUACCAACAGUCCAUGAUGUUAUCCCGAGCAUUAGAAGUAAACGACAUUCUGUUCAGAUCACAGAGCUAUCCUGACGAGAACCACGGUCUGGCAGGAGUCAAGAGGCAUCAUUACCACAGCAUGGAAGACUUCCUGAAUGACUGCUUCAACAAAGCAUAAUCAUCACUUCUUUUAACAUGAUGUCUGUGUAAUAAUUUCUUUCAUAUUCCAUAAAAAAGCCAUAUAUUUUGUUAAUUUUCACAAAUGGGUAUCUUUUUCUAUUGCUCACUGAAAAUACAUAUAUAUAUAAAAUAUUUAAAACAGUGUUUCCCUGUCUCUGAUGUUUGAAGAGCUUUGACACUGUUAGUGAUAUACUGUACUUUAAAAAGUACGUCUUUCUUUCUCUUCAUUUGUAAAGGGCAGAAUGAGGUUAUUGUGAAAUUUUAUAAUGACUUCAAAACUUAUUUUAUAGGGAAGAUGACUGCAUUCCAGGAAGAUAUAUCAUUCCAAAUUAUCUAGGAUGAAUAGAGCUUUCUAAUAUUAGCAUUUACAUAGGCAGCAUAAUGAUGAUACAAAUUUUAAUUUUAUAGUAUGCAGAUUCUAGAUGGAUUUAAAAAGGACAAUAUUGAUAUAGAUAAAUAUACAAGUAGAAAUAUAAAUAUAAAUAUAUAUGUAU
Messenger RNA from Penaeus indicus, 2890 nucleotides. RefSeq names its product venom dipeptidyl peptidase 4-like. Gene Ontology annotation, molecular function: dipeptidyl-peptidase activity; serine-type peptidase activity. Gene Ontology annotation, biological process: proteolysis. The record is from RefSeq and is a predicted model, not a curated record. Gene Ontology annotation, cellular component: plasma membrane. The transcript has 17 exons. NCBI's taxonomy places the organism in Eukaryota, Metazoa, Arthropoda, Malacostraca, Decapoda, Penaeidae. The coding region runs from base 67 to 2394 and encodes 775 amino acids.